This is a messenger RNA of Naegleria fowleri, 1722 nucleotides long. RefSeq lists its product as uncharacterized. Gene Ontology annotation, biological process: DNA repair. The record is from RefSeq and is a predicted model, not a curated record. The transcript is spliced from 2 exons. Bases 1 to 1722 code for a protein of 573 amino acids. Gene Ontology annotation, molecular function: DNA binding; DNA photolyase activity; FAD binding. NCBI's taxonomy places the organism in Eukaryota, Heterolobosea, Eutetramitea, Acrasida, Naegleriidae.
AUGCUUCAACAAUCCCUGGCCAGAGGUGGAAUGAAUACGACCAAAGUCAUUGGCUUGUGGUUCCGUAAUGAUCUUCGCAUUCAUGAUCAUGAAGCCUUCUCUAAAGCAGUCCAACAAGCGAGAACGGAACAAAAGAAAAUACUCUGUCUCUAUGUGUUUGAUCGGUCCAUCACGACUCAACCCUCUCCGUAUAGCCUUUCUCAAUUGGAGGAGUCGUGUGGACCUCGGAGAUGUAAAUUCUUGGUUGAAAGUGUACAGAAUUUGUUCUCCAAGUUGAAUGGAAGGAUGAUGCUUAGUGUUUUACCUUUUCAAACCUUAAAGGAGGAAGAACCCUCUGCAUCCAGACGAACUGAACGUCCUUAUUCCAUUGAGAAAGUUCGAGAAUUUGCAGCAGAGCUCAUUCAGAAAUUUAAUAUUUCGGACUUGUAUAUGAAUCGAGAGUUUUGCAUGUUCGAGAAGGAAAUGGAGAAGGAAAUUGAGAAGGUGUGCAAGAAGAAGAACGUCAAAGUGAAUUGGACUUGGAGUAAUUGUCUUGUUCAUGGAGAUGAUCUUCCCUAUGACAACUUUCCAGAGGACAUUCCAAAGACAUUUUCUGCAUUUAGAAAAAAGAUUGAGCAAAAACUUGCAAACCAUAAGGAUACUAUUCGAAAAGUCUUUGAAAUGGAGGACGAUUUUAGAGAUUUUCUGCUCACUUCAGAAGAAAUUCAAAAACACGCUCAAACUCUCAGUAUGAUUGAUUUGAACGAUUUUCAAGAUAUUGAAGCGUUUAUGAAAAAACACUUGUUUCCUCACAUGUCACAUGACCAAUUUCUGUCAGAGAUUAAGCAAGAUCAAAGGGGUAUCAUUAAAUUUAUUGGAGGAGAGGACACAGCGUUGGAGCGAUGCCAUUCAUACAUUAACAAGAAUCUGAAAAACUAUUCCACAACACGAAACAACAAUCUUGGAGAUUACAGCACAAAACUCUCUCCAUGGUUGGCUUUAGGGUGUAUCAGCGCAAGAUACAUCUAUCACGAGAUCAAAAAGAAAACAAGCAAGACUGAAGAAAAAAGUUCCUCUGCUUCAGUUUUAAUUAAUGAGCUAUUGUGGAGAGAUUACUUUAAAAUGUUGGCAUGGAAGAUGGGAAGAUCUUUCUUUUUCAAAAAGGCGUUGCAACCAUCAAAGAAUCUAGAAUACGAAUGGAAAAUUCCAAGUGACGGCUACAAGAAUGCGCAAUUUCAAGCGUGGUGUCAGGGAAAAACUGGCUAUCCUUUUGUUGAUGCCUGUAUGAAAGAAUUAUUACAUACAGGAUUUAUGAGCAACCGAGGAAGAAUGGUAGUGGCAAGCUUUUUAGUCAAAGACAUGAACAUUGAUUGGAGAUUGGGAGCAGAAUAUUUUGAACGAAAUCUAUUAGACUUUGAUGCAUCUUCAAAUGUUGGUAAUUGGUGUUGGGUUGCAGGUGUUGGAUGUGAUUUUAGACCUCGAUACUUCAACCCUAUCAAGCAAGGAAUGGACCACGAUAAAGAAGGAAAAUACGUCAAACAAUGGAUACCCGAGUUGGAAAAAGUUCCUCACAACGCCAUUCAUUUACCUUACCUUCUUCUUGGCGAAAACGAAAAGAAAAUCCUUAAAGUGCCAAAGCACUACUCAAAUAAGGAAAAUCUUGUUUGUUCUGUAGCUCUACCUUCAGCUCUAAAAAGAAAGUUUGAGAAAGGAGAAAGCUCAACGACCAAGAAAAGAAAGUAG